Molecule: messenger RNA, 7943 nt
Organism: Syngnathus acus (greater pipefish)
Lineage: Eukaryota; Metazoa; Chordata; Actinopteri; Syngnathiformes; Syngnathidae
Gene: mgaa
Product: MAX dimerization protein MGA a
Exons: 23
Coding region: 620-7795 (2391 amino acids)
Biological process (GO): cell fate specification; positive regulation of DNA-templated transcription; regulation of transcription by RNA polymerase II
Cellular component (GO): nucleus
Molecular function (GO): DNA-binding transcription factor activity, RNA polymerase II-specific; protein dimerization activity; RNA polymerase II cis-regulatory region sequence-specific DNA binding
Source: RefSeq, a predicted model, not a curated record
AGUUGUAUUACUACACGUCGUCGUAGCUGACCGCACGCGUACCGAUACACGCGUGGUUGCACUCUCAAAUCCGUCGUUAUGUUACCGCUUCGUUGCACAAGCUCAAACGAGUCGUCGUUAUGUUAUACUACACGUCGUAAUUGAUUUUACUCCAGAUCACGCCCCACUCGCGGUCCGUGGUUGCUGUUGAAGCUCGGCCCGCGGUACAAACCCUACCGAAUCCGUUUCGGGGCCAACGCGCUGCCGCCGGCUGUCGGACUACAACGGUGACGACGGUCCCGGUGGAACGGCGACGUCUGACCGACGACGAAGGAGAGGCAGGUGGCAGCGGCACGGCAUUAAAAUGGCGGCCGAGGAGGGUGCGCACUGCGCAGUCACGCGUCGUGACGUAGCAGCACACAGACGGACCGACCGACUGACGGCAGCACGCUGCUAGCGGUAGGAACAACUAACCAAGCAAGAAAGAAAGCUGUCGAAGAGACGCGAACAGAGCGGAAAGGGUCGUUAAGUGGAUUGAGGUCACGGUGUCCGCGCGGUAGAAGCUCUUAACCGUGUGGAAGGAUGUUCUUGUGCCCUCUGGUAAGACAUAGAAAAUGCUAAAGACGUGUGGAAUGCGCCCAUGGCCUCUAAGGCACAACAGAAAGUGAUGGUGUUUGAUGACGGCAGGUCGGCCAGCCCUGCAUUUGCGCCUGAUGCUGAUUAUCUACCUCAGCACUUUGCUCAGGCAGGCCGAGGCUCAAAUGGAUGUUACAAAGAGGCCACCCUGACGGGUGAAGCCGACGCGCAGUCAGGAACAUCCUGCAGUAGACGCGCUGCCACCAAACUGUCUAGAGGGGAUUUGCUUCCAGCUGAGAGCACUUGCAGAGGCAUCCAAGUGACUUUGGACAACAACAACAUGUGGAACGAGUUCUUCAGGUGUAAAACUGAAAUGAUUCUGACGAAGCAAGGCAGCAGGAUGUUUCCAUAUUGCCGGUUUCGCAUCUCUGGACUGCAGCCGUCCAAGAAGUAUGUUUUGAUGAUGGAUGUUCAGCUGGUAGACCAGAAUCGUUACACCUGGACCGGCACCAGCUGGCAAGCGGCCGGGAAGGCGGAACGACACGUGACAAAUCUUCUGUUUGCCCAUCCCGAAUCACCUGCCGCCGGUCAGCUCUGGAUGCAGAAUCCGGUUUCGUUUUACAAACUGAAGCUGACAAGCAACGCGGCCGACCAGCAAGGCAACGUCCUAGUGCACCCGAUGCAUCGCUACAUUCCGCGUUUGCAUGUGGUCCAGACAGAGAAAGCUCCUGAAGACAUUAAGCUGAAUGCCUCAAACGUUGCCACGUUCACAUUUCAACAGACUGAGUUCAUGGCUGUCACCAUGUACCACAACUGCCAAUUUGCUCAACUCAAAGUCGAUUACAACCCGUUUGCUAAGGGACUCAGGGAGGACGGUGUCGGUUCGCUCGGCCCGAAGAUGAAAUCCAACCAAGGUGAAGCUUCAGUAUCCGGUCGGCAGCAACCGCUCAAGAAAAGCUUGAAGUCUUUGCUUGCAAAUCACAAAGCUCGAAGCUUUACGAACACUACAAACUGUGUCCAAGAAGUAUCCUUGGGACCUGCACCCCAAGUUGUGAAGAACACUACCUGCAACAACUCACGACCAGCAGAUCAAUUAAGUGGGGACCUCGGCCGAGAGGCGCACAUUUCCUUAACGAGAUGCAGCGUGGGCUCCUCAAAGGGACUUGAGCAAAGCAACGCUAUUACAACUGCAGGAAACGCCACAAGCCAAGACAUUGAUAAAGCCAAUAAGCAGUCGACAGAGUCCUCAAGUGAAGCUCCACCGCAAACAAAGGGCCAAGGACUGGUUGUUUCUGAGCCUGAAUGUCAGGCCAAGGUCCAACGGCCUCUUCCUCUGCCGGCCUUGGCGCUGUUCUUGAAAAAGCAUUCCACUAAGACCAAGGCCGUCAAGAGCAAGUUGGAAUCUUCCUCGACCCAAGUUCCUGCAGAGGUCCAAAGCGGAACAAGCACCGCUUCUGCUAAUCAGAAUCCAAACACAACAUCUCACGUGAAACCUGACAACCAGGGUUCUACCCCAAGCGGAUCAGACAAGUUGAGUCUGGGAGAAGAACCUUCUCAAGCGCUCUGCAGUCUGGCUUCUCCGGAAGCAAAACGAUUAAGAACUUGCCCUAAUGUCCUGGUGCGUUCAGCUUGUGAGCCAGCAAAAGCAGAGUUUGCCAAGGUUGAAGAGCCACUUGGAAACCACAAGACUUUGCUUUGUUCAUCUCGUCCUACCUCCUCUUUGUCUCCACUGUUGAACCGUGAUACUCCCGACAUGCCAAGCACCCCGCCGCCCUCAGUGUCCAAGUCUGCUCAUUUUCUUGCUGGCUCACCGUGUUCAGCUUUUGGCUUUGAGCUGUUGUCCCCCGUGAGUUCGCCAGAGCCACUGCCUUCUCUCCCUGCUACCUUUACGUUGGAGCUGGACUCUGGCUCUUCCAAGGCUCCUGAGGCUUCACUGCCAAGCAAAGACUGUGACCCGUCUGUCUUUAAGUGGCAUACGGUGUUACCUCCUCCUGAACCCUACGUGGAGCCCUCUUUUGAAGUGUUCCAGCCGACGGCUCAGAGACUUUCACUGGAGUCCUCCUUGUUGCCUUCCCAAAGUGCAGCCAAUGAGCCAUCCCCGUCUGGUGUCCCGGUCCAGCCCGAUCCCCCAGCUGUCCAUUCUCUUUCUUUUCAAGAGAGUGAGCAGCCGCUGCCUUUCCCAGGGGAACUGUCUCCCCUUGCACUUCCGCUCACUCUCUCGCCAACGUUUUCCUCCUUGGAUGGCGACGCGUUGUCCCCUACGCCUUCUAUCGCCGAUCUCGUGCAGUUUUUCUCGACAGAAGAGCACCUCGCAAUAGGUGUGGAGUUUCCCAACGCGGAUUCGCUUCUACCUCCCUGUCCGGCUGAUGUCUCGGGAGAAGCCAACACCCCGGCUCCUCCUGAGCAUGUCCUGACGAUGGCGUCCCCCAAACAACUGAAGAGCAAAAAGAAGACUCGACGGCGAAAAGCCGCCAUGUCCGAUUUGGACCUGAAGACGGACGACUCCGCCUACGUGACCAUGAAGCCUAACCUGGAAGAAGUUGAGGAGCAGCUCUUUAUCUCCUUCACGUCCAAGGAGGCUCUCAAACUUCAUAUUGCCGAGAGUGACGAGCAAGAAGCAAACAGCCGGCUUGUGCCGUCGCUGCCGGACGUUGGCCUGCUGCGAGCAAUGGAAUAUCGCUCCCGUGACGAGACGAUCGCUUUCUAUGAGGAAGCUCUUGUCAAAGACCUCAAGAUGAUGAAGCACCAGCAGAUCAUCCACCCAGUGCUGCAAGAGGUUGGACUGAAGAUGAACCUGCUGGACGCCAGCCUCUCCAUUGACCUGCAGUACUUGGGUGUGCGUCUCCCCAUACCACCCCCGGGAGCCAGCGUGGAGCCUCUAAGCCAGGCACUGCCGCCGUUGCAGGGCGCUUCUGGAUCGUUUGUGUCCAGGACCGGAAAGACAACAGAUGUGACGCAAAUUAAAGGUUGGAGGGAAAAGUUCAGUCCUUCGGAAUCCUCGGAGACUCCGUCGCCUUCCAAGGCCGAAGCAGUGUCGGUCAGCUCAGAGCAGAACCGCAAGAACUUGUCGGCGUUCUGCAGUGACAUGCUGGACCAAUACCUGGAGAGCGAGGCCAAGCUGAUCGACCAGCGCGUGGCCAGCUUCUCUCAGCCACCACCAGAUUCGCUGCCCGUCUACGAGCUUCCCACCAGCAGCAGCAGCUAUGUGCGCACGCUCGGCAGCAUCCUCAAGAAGCAAAGCGCCGCCCCGCCCAGCUUCGACCUCAUCACUGGGUUCAUCCCACCCUCCAAGAGAGCCAAAGCCCCCCACCUGCAGCUUAAGACCUCUAGGAAAGCUGAAAGGAAGCCCAAGAGUUCCAAACCCCUUUUGACAGACUGCCCCCAGGCCCCAGCUCCCCUCGUGGAGGAGUCUCCAAAACCAAAGGAAACUCCGCCCAUAGUCUGCCCUGCGCCAAACAUGCUGGUCUCUCCCCCCGCCCAGUCCCCUCCUUUUGAGAGGAGGAAGAGGCUCAAACGUAAGCCGGCCCCGCAGCAGUCUGGCGCAGACCAUUCAAGUUCCCUCCAACCGCCGCUGACCCGAGGCUUGCUGAGGCAGAAAGACCUGGAGGACGGCGCUGCCUGGGCGGGGCAUCCUCGCACCUUUGUCACGGAGGAGAGGGCCUCCAUAUCGCUGACGUCGCUUUUCACCUUAAAGGGUUUUGUGAGCGAGAAUCCCACCGCCCCUAUCCAGCUGGCACCCCGGCCCGAUCCAGCGUGCCUCAACGACUUCUGCCGCCUGGGCUGCAUCUGCUCCAGCCUGGCCCGCACGGCCCGGCUCAGCCACUGCGGCCGGCCGCAGUGCAUGCUGGGCUGUAGCUGCCUCAAGCAGAAGGUGGUUCUGCUCAAGAACCUGGACGGCUCCGACUCCAGCCCAUCGGGCUGCAGCGCCACCAAAAGGAAGAAGAGGAAGAGGAUGAAGAUGGCCUACAUACUCAAGGAAGCUGACAGCGUCUCUCAGCCCGCUGAGCGCAUCCGGACGCUAUGGAAGAGGGACGACGGCGACGCCCACCCAGAGGUGAUGCAUGUCCCCGAAGCUGUCUUGCUUUCCAAGGCAACACAGGGCACCGGCAGCUGUGCCCGAGUGAGAAGAUUUGUGGGAAAGUGUGGAACAACGCAGCAGCAGCCAUUCAGGAAGCCCAAACGGCGCAAGAUGAAAUGUGGCAAAAAACCCGUAACAUUGCAUCCAGCUGAGCCGCCAAACCUUGCGGAGGAGUCGAGAGCGUCCAGACGUCUGACCAUCCUCACCGAGGGUCGCUGGACGUGUGACGAGGACCGCGACCACGUGCUGAAGAUGCUGUGCGAGGCCAUGGCCCAGGACCUACUGAAAAAGCCCUUUUGGGCCCGCACGUACCAGAUCAGCCCCAUCAGCCAGACGGUGGAGGACAGCGGCACCAUCCACUACAAAGUUCUCAUCAGCAAACAAGAUGGCGCUCAGAAGGCGCAGGAGGUGGAGCCCAUGGAGGCCUGGCAACGUGAGGUCACCGAGGAGGAUUUUACAGAGGACUCUCCUCAGGAGCCCGACCAAAGCGACACAGAAGAAGAUUCGGCGGAGCGAGCUUGGAGCGAGUGGGAGGACAGGAGCCAGAUGGGCUUGGCUCUGCCCUUCUUCAACGGCGUCUCAGCCGCCGGCUUCCUGUCGGCCAGCAAGAAGCGAGCGGGUGGCACCGACCCCAUCCAGGUGAAUGGGAAAAAGUAUCCUCUGGCCAAGAUCCAAUUAGGCGAGAUGGGGGCGCUCCACCCCGCCAACCGUCUGGCGGCGUAUCUGACCGGCCGUGUGGCGGCCGCCAAGAAGCAGACCAUUAUUCCAACCUUACUCGAGCCCCAGCGGAUGUCUUCUCACCGCCAUGGGCUGACGUACCCAACCGCCAUGUCAACCGCUGUCUCCAUGUCAACCGCUGUCUCCACGUCAACCGCUGUCUCCACGUCAACCGCUGUCUCCACGGCAACCGCUGCGUCCACGGCACUCGUUACUACUACAGCCCUGACCACCACGUCACCCGCCGUCUCCACGGGUAAUGCCGUCUCCACGGGUAAUGCCGUCUCCACGGGUAAUGCCGUCUCCACGGAAACCACCGCGUCCAUCGCACUCGUCGCUGCCACAACUGCCUUCAGUGUAGCUGCCAUCUCCCCGGGAACUGCCGCUUUUUCGUCAACUGCCGUCUCCACGGCAAUCGCCCCCCUCACAUCACCUGUUACUACCGCAUUUGCCGUCACCACAGCAACCUUGACCUCAACAUCAACCGCCACCGCUACGCCUGCUGCCGCUGUCACUUACUACUUGGUGCCACCUCCACCAUCAGGUCCCCGCAUGCCGACGGCCCACCCGGCCGUGCCCUCCUCCUCGACAGUCCGGAUGAUUCUGCGGCAGGUGCAGAGUCCGACGGGCGUUCGCUACUACCGCAGACCGGAUGGCAAACUGGUCCAGCUGAUCCCAGUCAGCCAGCUGAGAGCGGCCACCCCCUGCAAGACAGGCGAGUCCCCAAAAGGUUCCACCCGCGCCUCUGGAACUUCUUCUCUCAUGGCUCCUGCGAGCGGCACGGCUGGUGGCCCAGUGCCGCCGAGCGCAAACGCCGGCAUCUCGGGCCUCAAGUCGUUCACGGUCAACCGCGUCUCCUUCCCGCUCCUCCUCGAUUCCGCGUCCUCGAGUCAGAAGAGCAGCACCGACAGAAUCAUUCCCGCCACCUCCACAAAGAAUCCUGUUACCGCCGAGGCGGCCGCCCCUGACCUCGUCAGUUCGGAAGUCCGCAGCGUGCCAGCCGAGACAGCACCCACGGCUCUCCUGAAUAACCCGGAUGUGGCAGAGUCAAAAGUUUCAGGCGCAGAGGCUCCUUCAUUCAGCUCGCCGGAGCCAGCCAGGGAUGUGGCGGACCUGGACGUGGUCUGCAUUGUGGAUGACGAGAACAACGUCCGAGAUCGCGAGGGCCGUGUUAUCAACCUGGUGGACUCGUCCAGCGACCGGACGGAUCACUCAUCCGACUCCACGGAUGAGUCGACCGACUGCGAAGGACUCCGCUCCGCUGACAGCAAACUUGCCCACAACGUUUCGGAGCGGCUGCGGCGGCACAGGAUGUCGCGCAUGUUCAGCGAGUUAAGAAAUGAACUCCAGCUAAAGGGCAACGUGUCCGCCGCCACCACCUUGCAUGAGGCCGUUCAGGUGAUUAAGAAGCUCCGGGCUACCGAAAAGCGUCUGAGACGGGAGAAGAUGGCGCUGACCCGACGGAGGGAGCGCUUGAUGGCCAGCCUCCUUCCGCGUGACGGCGGCCGUGACUGCUUCAAGUCGUCGAGGCCAGACAGCCUGGAAGACGACACCAGCGGGACCAGUUCUGCCAACAAAACAAACUGCAAUGCCGGCAUCGUUCGGCCCUCGUCUUCCCCCGAGCCCCGUCCCACGUCCCCGCUCUCGUCUGUGACGACCGACCCCGCCGUUGCUAUGGCACCCGCUGCCUCCGAGCUCCACUCAGCAGCCUCUUUGGGUGACGGGGACGUCGUAUUUGAUUCAUCCGCUCAGAAGCUUCCACGGGAACGAGCGCCACCCGACCUCGCCUUAGUCGCCCCACCCCCUCCUUCGCCUAAAGCCGCAGCUGUCAAUCAGCCAAAGGUGGCCCCACCCGCCACCUCCCACUCGGAGCUGAUGGCGAGGAAUCGACCCAGGACGGUGCCCAACAUCCUGUCUCGGUGCAAGAGCCUCGCCCCCUCGCCCGGUGUGAGUGGCGACCUCUGCGGCUUGCAGGCCAUCGAGCCCUCUGAGCUUUUAUCCAUGGUGGGGGCUGCGUUGCCAGGGCAACCGUUCCUGACUCUGACCCCACUGCUGAUGGAUUGCGCCACGCUGCUGUCUUCUUCAGCAGCAACAGUUGAGGACCCGAACAGCUCGUGGCUGCUGGCUCCUGCAACACCACCACAACCACCGGCACCACCAGCUGAGUCGCCGCCCCCCUCAUCCUCCGUUGCGACGGCAAUGCCACCGGUCAGCCGGGUGGUAUCGCCGUCAACCUUGGACCACCAAACUGCCCCCAGGGACGAGACUCCGGGGCUGAAUGGCCACACACUGGCCCCUCCCCCACUGCUGCACAUGAAGGCGGGUGGUGGGCAGGCGGAGCACCUGCCCCCUGCUGAGGCUCCGGCGUCCUCAGGCAAGGGCAUGUCUUGGAGGCCCAUGCCCAGGUUGGUCCCGCUGGGGCUGCGGGGGGCGCCGCCUACGUGAGGACAUCGCAAGGAUCGGAUGAUUUGCCCGUUGGCCUGGCAACCGCUCACUGGAACCGGUUUUGUUGGUCCUAGUUUUUUUAUUUUUAUACCUUACAAGUACAGAUGUCUGCAACACUAAUUUAAAUAAAGUCUGACCACAUAUGUUU